UACAAUGCUGUAACUAUUCCUUUUCUUUAUUUCUUCAGCUGAGCCGAGCCGGAGAUUAACCUAUUCUAGCUUUAAUUUGUUUGUAUUUAGGAUUAGGAUCAGUCCUUAAACUCUCGCGGUGAAGCCGAUUGGUCAUUUGUAGCCGCCGCCGCCGAUACCCUAAGUGCUUUCCUCAGGCUCAGAAUUUUUGUUUUCUCUCUCCGUUUGUAUAUUUUAUUUCUCUCUCUAAUUCAGUCUUCGACUUUUUUAAAAACUUCUCAUUUGGUUCGCUUUCUCUUGACUUUUCCCUCACUUUCUUGCUCUCCAAACAGGAAGCUAGCGAUUAUUUUGGGGGUUAAUGGAUCCUGAUAUCGUCGAAAUCUCUCCGCCGCCGGCGUCGGGUUCUCAGCCUCCUCGAAUGCGUAAACAUAAAGAGAUUGUUAUGCAUGAUGUGAUUGAAAUCGAUGAGGACGAUCCUGCCGGACUCUCAUUUCUUGAUAAGGCUGCUGAUAAAAGUAACAAAGGGAAGGCAGUAAAAGUUGAUUCUGAUGGAUACAGUGAUUAUCAAACCAAGGAAGCUAUGGUUAAUUUUUUUGGACCCUCUGGUGUUGAAGCACUUGGAACACUGGAUGGGGUUGAAUCUUCUAAGAGUUUUGACCCAUCAAACAUAAUUGACCUUGAUGGCCACAGUUCCGAGGGAUCUUGUGUUGAUGAUAAAAAUGAUGAUGAUGUUGAUGAUGACGAUGACUAUAUCGGUUUACUUCAGGAUGAAUUUAUGGAUGUUGAUCAAUAUUCCAUGUUGCAAGCCCACUUUGAUAGUGUUGAUAUUCCUCCCGGAAUAGAAGCACCAAUCCCUUUUUUUUUGGAUAAUAGUUAUGGUGGAAGUAGUAUGGCUCAUAGCCCAAUGCAAUCAUUUAAUGUUGAUCUCCACGGAAUCAACAAAUCUUCGUCUUCUUGGUCACCAAAUUUUGGUCAGAUUAACAAUAAUUCAACCUCUGUAAGUAAUCCAAGCUUUCAGAUUCCAUUCGAUUCUGUAAUUCAGUAUUCUGGAAUGGAUCUAUCAUCCAAUAAGUUUGCUUCUCAAGUUGCUCAAAGUAAGAAGGCAGUAGCUAAUUUGCAACUUAGAGGAGCUGCUUCCAGUCCCCCGCAUGGAGUACUAUCCAAAACUCGGAAUCGGAAAUCUUUUCAGUUGAAAAAGAAGCAACUUAUCAUAAAUAGUUCAACUAACUAUGAUCCAGUAAAUCAAUUGGACACAAUGAAGCUUCCUAUCGCAGCUGAGCCAUUAUUUUGGGAUCCUAUCAUACCCGAAAGUAUGAAGAAAAAAUUUGGUACAAGUAGUGAUAGUUCAAGUUUUUCUGUUCCUGCGAACAUGCCACAGCAUCCUUUUGGAUUUAAAUCUCAUCUUUCGUGGUCAAAUGGGUCUAUAAAAACUUUUAAGCCUUUAGUUGCUCAUUCAGAUUUUUAUGAUCCGUUGGGUUCUGUAUUGGAUUCUGAAGACAUGGCCAAUCCUCUGUGGUUUGACAAUCUUCAUUCUCCUGUGAGUAGUGAAGCUGCAGUAGGUAGUUCAACAAACAAUGUUCAAGCAACCCAUAGCUUGGAUAGAGAUGAAAUUCUUAGAAAGUACCAACUUUUCAAACAAUUCGAUACUGUUGAAGGUCAUACAGACCAUUUCUAUGUUAAGGAUAAUUCUUCAUUGAAGCUGUCAUCAAAGAAUUGGGCGAAGCGCAUUCAGGAGGAGUGGAAGAUUUUGGAGAAGGAUUUGCCUGAUACUAUAUUUGUUAGGGUUUAUGAGAGUAGAAUGGAUCUUUUGAGAGCUGUUAUCAUUGGAGCAGAAGGCACUCCAUACCAUGAUGGUCUGUUCUUCUUUGAUGUCUUCUUUCCUGGCAAUUAUCCUAAUGUACCCCCGCAUGUCUAUUACCAUUCUGGUGGCCUUCGUCUAAAUCCAAAUUUGUAUAAUACUGGAAAAGUAUGCCUCAGUCUACUCAACACCUGGUCUGGCAACAAGAAUGAGAAAUGGAUCCCAGGUACAUCAACGAUGCUUCAGGUUCUGGUCUCCAUACAGGGGCUGAUCUUGAAUACAAAACCUUAUUUUAAUGAGCCUGGCUAUGCUCCAAUGAGUGGGUCAGAAAAUGGUGAAAAGAGGUCCCUCCAGUAUAAUGAAAGUACAUUUAUCCUCUCCUUGAAGACGAUGAUGUAUACAAUUAGGAGACCCCCAAAGCAUUUUGAAGAUUUUGUGAUGGGGCAUUUCUGCAGCCGUGCUCAUGAUAUUCUGGUUGCGUGCAAAGCUUACAUGGAUGGUGCUCAAGUUGGAUGUCUGGUCAGAGGUGGGGUUCAGGAUGUGGAUGAGGGUGAUAAGAGCUGCUCAAAACAAUUCAAGAAUUCCUUGCCUGCAUACGUGAAUAACCUUGUCAAGCAAUUUUCUCAACUUGGAGCUAAUGACUGUGAGAAAUUUCUAGUAACGGAUGGGAAUGGAAAUGAGAAUGGAAAUAAUGGAAAUGGGAAUGAGAAUGGGCAUGAGAAUGGGAAUAAAAAUGCAAAGGUGAAGGUGAAGACAAAGGUGAAGAAGGUGAAGGUGAAGGUGAAUUUGAAUUCAAAUGUGAAUGCAAAUGGCAGCAUUGCACAUGCUUCUGCUCCAUGAAUGGCUUUGAUUAUGAUAACAUUUUAUUUUGUUAACAUAAAGCAUUUUACUUCUGAGGAAGAAAAUGCAACUUAGGCGUCUUUCAAUUAAAAUUAGUUUAUACUUAAUUUAUAGAGUACAUUUUAUGUACACCCAUUCUGUAUGGACACAUUUGUAUAUAAAAUCAAAAUGCGGAUGGGUGUACUGGGUUCAAGGCGCUCUUCAAGAAGUGAGACUUCGGUGGUAAUUUUUUUGAAGCAAAAAAUGCUGGUAAUUUUAAAGUAGGUCAACUGAAUUGUAUAGCUAAAGUUAGUGCUGUUGACUGGUUUGAGACAUUUGGUACCUGAAUUUUUUUUCAAGUGAAAUCGAAAUUAUCGACCGAGUUAA
This is a messenger RNA of Cannabis sativa, 2983 nucleotides long. Its product is annotated as probable ubiquitin-conjugating enzyme E2 26. NCBI's taxonomy places the organism in Eukaryota, Viridiplantae, Streptophyta, Magnoliopsida, Rosales, Cannabaceae. The coding region runs from base 338 to 2617 and encodes 759 amino acids. The transcript has 7 exons. Gene Ontology annotation, molecular function: ubiquitin conjugating enzyme activity. The record is from RefSeq and is a predicted model, not a curated record.